AUGGACAACGAGAAGUCUAUCCCAGCACAUACGUCUUCGGCAAUGGUCGAAGAUAUUCAUGAGUACGAUGAGCGUGAAGGCUAUGUAAUCGACUUAGCAGCUGAGACGGGCAACGUCAAACUGGCAGCAGAUGGUCACACCCGCCUCAUUCCACAACCUAGCGACGACUCGAACGACCCGUUGAAUUGGUCCUGGACCAAGAAACAUGUGGUCCUCUUCAUUGUCUCCUUUGCUGCUUUUCUGCCAGACUAUGGCAGUGCAACUGGAGCAGUCACUUUACUGCCACAAGCUGCACAAUGGCAUAUGACUGAAGAUCAUGUCAACCAUUCGCAGGUUGGAAACGUUUUCAUGUUAGGUGCAGGAGGACUUGUUGUGGUUGCCCUUAGCGCAUACUUCGGUCGGCUUCCUGUCAUGUUCUACUUUCUCGUCGUUGCAACAGCCACUACCGUCUGGUGCGCAGCAGCUACAACCUUCGAAUCAUUUAUGGCUGCCAGAAUCCUGAAUGGCUUCUUUUCAACCGUGAGCCAAGGUGGUGGUCUCAUGUUCAUUUAUGAUAUGUUCUACUUCCAUGAACGAGCUCGCAAAAUCAAUAUCUGGGCUGCCUUCAUCAUACUGUCGCCUUACCUCGGCCCACUACUGGCAGCGUUCAUGAUCGCUUCAAAGCCAUGGCCAGUACCCUUCUGGGUGUACACAGCUGAGACAGUACUCGCUCUGGUACUCACAAUACUUUUCGUUGAGGAGACCUUUUACGAUCGCCGCAUCGCACCUUCUGCUCAGCCAUCACCUGGCACAAGAGUAUCACGACUGCUAGGCAUCAGCCAAUAUCGAUCUCGACAUCUCCGGAAUUCACUCAUUCAAGCAUUCUCCAGACUAUUCAUCGUAAUUGCAAAGCCAACCGUCUUUCUGGCUUGCCUGUACUACCUUCUCACCUUUGCUUGGGUCGUCGGCAUCAAUACUACCCUGGCCAUAUUUCUUACUCCACUGUACAACUUUGGCCCCACACAAAUUGGAUACUUCUACUUCACACCAGUGGUUGCAGUAAUACUAGGAGAGAUUUCCGGCCACUUUUUGCACGAUUUUCUUGCCAAACAGUAUAUCCAAUCUCACAAGGGACAUUUUGAGCCAGAAGUCCGUCUGCGGGCAAUAUUUGUGUCCCUGCCUUUUAUGGUCGUUGGUCUUGUGGUUCUUGGCCAAAGCUUAGAAGAGGGUUGGCAUUAUAUGGCAACCUCGAUCUCAUGGGGCCUGUAUGUGUUCGGGAUCAUGAUCACUACCGUCGCCCUGAACGCAUACUGCCUGGACUCGUAUCCAGAAGCCAGCGGUGAGGUUAGCGCAUGGCUCAAUAUGAACAGAACUUUGGGAGGCUUCAUAAUAAGCUAUUUUCAGGUAUCGUGGGCGCAGAGUCAAGGAACCAAGAUCAGUUUUGGUAUACAAGCAGCAAUUGUGGCUGGGUCAUUUGGCUUCAUUAUUACGCUCAUGGUUUUUGGAAAGGCAAUGAGGCUUAAGAGCGGUGCUUUGAACUUCAAGACUGCCUAG
Messenger RNA from Lithohypha guttulata, 1533 nucleotides. RefSeq lists its product as uncharacterized. NCBI's taxonomy places the organism in Eukaryota, Fungi, Ascomycota, Eurotiomycetes, Chaetothyriales, Trichomeriaceae. Gene Ontology annotation, cellular component: plasma membrane. The transcript is spliced from 3 exons. The record is from RefSeq and is a predicted model, not a curated record. Bases 1 to 1533 code for a protein of 510 amino acids. Gene Ontology annotation, biological process: transmembrane transport. Gene Ontology annotation, molecular function: transmembrane transporter activity.